UGUCAACGAGUUGAACAAAAUUUCUGGUCUCCAUCAUGAGCUUUCCCUUUCGUAUUGUGAACUUUGUGCUGCAGUUGCUAACGGCGUAAUAUAUCCGCCUUUGUCCUUUAGGUGCUGGAGGUGAUUGCCCUGGUCUUUCUCAUCCGAAUCCUAUCCACCCACUGUGUGCGGGGCGAGGAGUACAGGAUAUCGGUUUGGAUGUACACUUUUGUGCUGCCCUUCAUUGCCCUCCAGAGUGUGGUGCUCGUCGCAUUCCGGCUGUGCUGCACCACCGUGGGCCUCGAUCCAAUUGCGAUGACGUUUAACUUCGCCAGCGGCCUCAUCUGCAUAGUAUGCGCCCUCACCCUCGCGGUGGCCAUGAUCGAUCACUGCGGCAACGAGUUCGCAUUCAUGUUCUAUAUUUCGAGCGCCUUUGGCAUAAUUGCGGGGGUCCUGCAUUUGCUGAAUGCCUGCGUGUGCAACGUUUACAUACCCCUUGGCGAAUGGUCGUACUUGAAACCCUCGAAAAGAGCAAGGAGAAAGGCUUUGAAGGGUAAAACCAGGAGCAGAAGCGUAUGAUGUGUACUGGAUAGGAAAAGUUAUCAAAAUUGUCAAAAUUGAAUUGCUUCAAAAAUUU
This is a messenger RNA of Drosophila suzukii, 616 nucleotides long. RefSeq lists its product as uncharacterized. Lineage: Eukaryota; Metazoa; Arthropoda; Insecta; Diptera; Drosophilidae. The record is from RefSeq and is a predicted model, not a curated record.